GAUCUAGUGAUAUUGGGAGGUCAUGGGUGAAUUUCUAUCGCCUGAGGAGGUGAUCCUGCUAGGACGCUAGUCAAAUUCUUAUUCGCACAUUUAACUAUAUGUGUAAUGUACAGUAAAGGUGCCGAUCUUCACACGGAAGUGCCGGAUAUCGAUCGCCUUCUCACGUACUGAAGAAUAUCCUUAGGCGUUAUGUCAGUGCAGACGAAGUGGGCUGUAGAGAAAGUAGACAUUGGACCUCGACUAUAUUAGUUGUUAGUUUCCGUUUUUUCAGUUAAUCGCCGAAAGCUAUUAGAAAACUUCAUCAUGUUGGAAGUCGUUUAGUCAGGCAUUGUGCCAAGUGAGACUAGGGAAGAUUGCCGAAAGUAAAAGUAGUAGAUCAUAUUGUCGACUGUCCAAAGGAUUUGUAAAUCCGUACAGUGUGUCUCAGGCCAUAAAAUAAUUGUCUACAUAUGCUUUACCUCUUCUUGAUCUGUGCGAUUCUGCCUGGUCUGUUUGUAGAAUCUGGGUCUUCUUCAAGUGAUCCACAAGACUUAUUCGCUAUAAUGUAGAAACCGGCUACAUAAACCAUAUGUCCCCAUGUGCUGCUCUAGAUAUAAAAACAAGGCGUGAUUGCUUGGAAUGUGUGUUAUUUCAAAAUCACUUAUUGGUUGAAACAUGGAGACAAAAAUUGUUUUAUGAUGCAAGACACAAUGAAAAUUUUUCCAUCAAUUGAACAAAACAAAAGAAAAAGGACUAUUCGUAGCCGUUUACAAAACAUCCUAUACCAUAUUUUCAUGUCUUAUUUGGAAACAAUUUUCCAUUUGCUUUUGCGAAUGACGUGUGUCUGGUGCAUUUAAUUUGGCACCUGAGAAAAUAAUCGAAUUUUCUCCGUAGAUAUGAUGGGGGGAGGGGGUGAUUUGGCACCACCACCAUACGUGUUUUCUCUUUUGGCAAAUCAUACCCAUUUUCUUGAAGAGUCACUCUCUAUUACCGUUCAAUUUUAGUGUAUGCUGUUUGAUGUGUGUGAUUGUACAUAUGAUCCACAAGUACGCGCUUGUUUAAGCAUUAAAUGAAGAGAGAGAGCGAGAGAGGGCGAGCGAGAGAGAGCGAGCGAGAGAGAGCUUUUGGUGGAUUUGGUCCGCCGAGAAGUGUGGUCUUACACUUUUGUAAAACGCAAUCCAUUUUUUGGGUGAAAUCGUUCGUCGAUUCGAGUUGCGAGACGCUUAGGAAUGUGAUUCCUAACAGCCGAGCGAAAUUGGUGGAGUGUUUGUGUUAAUGCGAGCAACAACAACAACAGCCGUACUGCCAUGCAAACACGACACACGGGGUAGAUAGAUGAUGAUCGGACUGAACCGAACAAUGUAUGUAUUCGUCCUGUCCGGGCUUAUGGGGUUGGUGAAAAAUCGAUUCGCUGCUGCUGUGUUGUGUUGUGCGGCUUGAACUCCCCACGGUCGUCGUCUGGACCUCGGCCAUGCAGAGUUGUCGUCGCAAUAGGAGAAGCAAAAUUCCGGUAGUCGAAAUUCCGGCGGAAGAGAGAGAGAGAGGAGGGCAUGGAUGGGUAGGAUAAAACGCCAGCUAUGUGCUAUCGAGUUCAAAUCUAGCAUUGCGGCAAUAUGCUGGGCCAAAGUCUAAUUAGAACGAUGAGUCAGUCAGGAGAUGAGAUACAUAGUGCUGCUGGUGUGGUAUGUGUGUUUCUAGUGGUUCGGGAAAUGAGCAAAACGCGAAAACACAAUACAUAAAGCCGUCCCCGCCAUGCCAUUGUGGGGUGGUUCGGCAUUCGUCGGUGUCAUUUGUCCUCGGAAGGACUUCUAGUGAAAAUUAGAAGAAUUGAAUUUCGAUGCGGUGUCUGUGUGUGUGUGUAUGAGUGAGAUAAAUUGAUGAAUCGAUAAAGCGACGAAUGAGAAAUGCGAUGCAAAUGUUGUGUGUUUCUGGAAUGAGGUCUGCAAUCAACGAUAUUGGAAAUAAUUCGGCUUGCAUCGAAUGUGAAAGAUGAGCGAUUGCAUAUCCGUGGUGAACGGAUAAAAUUGAUGUUUAAAUAGAUUUCCAAAAUUAUGCGUGUUGUGUGGUGCUCCAAAAAUGGUUGACAAGCGUGUGGCGCAAGAGACUCUGCAAACAACAAGUGGUGAAAAGGAAACACCGUGAACACAGAUGAAGAACCGAACAGCAGCGGGCGGACACUAGUGAACCGAACUCCGGACAGAAAAAAAGUAGCAUUUUAAUGUAAAAAAGCAAAAGAAAAGAGAAACAAUUGCUAAGCAAACGUAUAAACAGAGAAGGAAUUUGCUUUUCGUUCCGUUUGGUUUUGUUUUCGUCCGACUGAAGGAAGACAGUAAGAAAAGGGAGGAGAGCAAACACGAAAACGAGUAGUGUGUGGUACUUGUAGUAGAAAGCAGCCGUUUUUUGUGAUUUGCUAGCUUUUUACAUACACACACACACACACACACAAGAAUACAUCAACUCGUCUUUUCCACCGUGUACCGUAUAAGUAGUAAUAAAAGUUAAAAAGCAGAAACGAGCUCUCCCCUCCCCCACAGUUUAAAACGCUUGUGGCGGCCUCUCACAAAGUGCGCGAAAAGCGCAGAAGAAAAACGGAAACACACGCACACACGUAAACACUUCCAUCGUACAACAGCACUGCGCCUGGCCCUUCUGCAUCGGAAGGCCGGUUUUGCUCUGCCACACGACCUACUCCCAGGCCACCCCCCCCCUCCCGCGUACGAGCAAAUAUCCUUUCCUCAUGAAGAACGUACAGAGCGACAACGGCACGACGACGAGCGCGCUAUCCGGGGACGCAAGUGGCAGCACCGAAACGGACAAGCAAACACGACUGAUAAGCAAACGCUAAAGCAACGCACCCGAUUGAGUGUGUGUGUGAGUGUGUGUGCGCGUAUGUGUGCGUGUGUGUGUUUGUGUGUGUAUAGUUAGUAGGAUAAGGGCGCCUCAUAGCUCCUCUCACGUAUGACGAAACAAGCACGGCUGUGUGGGGAUACAUAUAUGACCAGUAGUAGCAGCAGCAGCAGCAGCAGUAGUACGUGUAAUCAUACAACGAUAGAGCCAAGGGUCCACCGAUCUAUUUUUUAUACACGAAUUUAAAAUGGAUGCCUACUAUCGAUACGAUCCGACUGCCCCUCGGGGGAUGGGCCCACCAGGUAGCAAUGCCGGUGGACCGUACGCGCGGCAUCGGGCCCCACACCCAAUGCAGCAGCAGCAACCGCCGCCGCAGUCGCAGUAUCCUUCCUACCACCAGCCGGCCGGCACGGAUUCGAUGUACUCGAUGCCGGACCACAGUGCCGCCGGUAUGGCCGGAAUGGGUGAUGUGGUGUGGGGUGCGCAGCCUCCACCGCCACCGCAAGCCAAUCCGUACGCGUCCCCGAUGGGGUACGGUCUCCCACAAGGACCACCCCAAGGACCAACGCAGCGCCAAACGCCUACCGGAUACCGGCAGCACAUGGGAGGAUAUCCGCAACAGGAUCCGCAAAAGCUGCAAUAUCCCACGCAGCAAUCGAUGAUGGGCGGCAUGAUGCCACCUCAGCAAGGCUAUGGCUCCUUGAGUCAGCCCCAGCAGCAGCAGCAGCAGCAGCAACAACAGCAACAACAACCUCCCCAGCAACAGCAACCCCAGCAGCAGCAGCAGCAGGCUCAGCAGCGUGUAUCGCAACACUAUCCUCAGCCGGGCCACUCCAUGUACCCGGGUGCACCGUCCGCGGCACAGUCCGCGUACGGUGCGUACGGUCCGGCUGCCGCGGCCAUGCAGCAGCAUGCGGCGCGAUCCGCGCAACACGUUUACAAUCAGCAUCAGCUGGAUCCGAGCGGCGGCUACGGGCAGCAUCUCGGUGGUCAGGUACCCACAAGCCUGCAUCAACUCGGUGCGCCCCAGCAGCAGCCGCCCGGUGGUGGUGGAGUCGUACCGGGAGGACUAGCUCCGACGCAUCCGUCGCAGCAACCCUCCCAUCUGCCUCCCCAAUCCCAGCAGCAGCAGCAGCAGCAGCAACAGCAGCUGCACCAAGCCCACAACAAUCAACAGCAACAUCCGGGGCUGUCGAGUCUGGGAGGAGGCCCACAAUCUGCACAGCAGCAGCAGGGACAGCAUCCCGGUAUGGUGCACCCGGGUGCGCAACAGCCUAACGCGCCCGGUGCCGGAUUGCACGGGCUUGGUGGACCACUCGGCGUACCGCAACAACAGCAGCAUCCGAUGACGCACGGUUCCGGCAUGCCGGGUGUACCCGGUGGGGGUGGAGGUGGUGGCGGCGCUGGUGGACCGGGUGGUGGUGGAUACGGUGCGAGUGCACCGCAGCAACAAUCGUACCUGCCGAACGCUGCAUCGAAGCAACAGCCCACCCAGCACGGUGGAAGCCCCCAGUAUCGGGCACCCUUCCCCCAGCUCUCCCCCCAGAUGUCACCCCGUCCACCGCAAAUGUCGCCCCACACGCAGAUGUCACCGCGUCCGGUAAUGUCGCCGGCAAAGCCACCGGGACCGCCGGUUGUCACGUCGCAAUCGCCCCAAGCGACGAUAACGUCCACACAUUCGCCCCAUCUGGGUGCGGGGAUAGUGGCCGGUAGCGGUGGUAUGCAGAGUCCUCGACCGCAGACCGGCACGAAGCUAACCGCGUCCAGCUCGGGCGGUAGCGUCGUAAGCGGUCCUGGGGCAGGUGUCAACACGACGCUGCAAGCGCUGGAGCAGAUGGUUAUGCCACCGUCCGGUGCGACCGGUAUGGAGUACGCGCAGGCAGCAGCGGCGGCAGCAGCGGCAGCAGCAGCAGCGGCAGCCGCUGGUUAUCGCGGUGGUCCACCGACCCAUCAACAGCAGCAGCAGCAGCAGAUGGGUGCGAACAAUCCACUGUCCCCGCUGGGACCUCGGCUACCGAUGUCUCCCCAGCAUCAGCACCAACACCAGCAGCAACAUCAGCAGUGGCCACCAAUGGCAGCCGUUCAGCAGCAGCAGCAGCAGCGUCCUGGUAGUGGUGGCAUUAAUGGAAGUGCACAUCACGGUAUGGCAGGGCCAAUUGCACCGCCCGGUAGCCAUAUGCCGCCGAUGCACGCACCCCAUGCCCCGCACUUACAUCCGGGCGCACACGGGCCGCCACCAUCGCACGCGCAGCAGAUCAGUCAGCUGAAUGACAUUUCCAGCCUAAUUCCACCCGUGUCGCAAACCAGCAUGCCUGUGAUACCGCCGCCCUCGGCAACCGGUCCACCAGGGCCCCAGGCUUACGGCAGUUUAGACGAUAAAGGGCAGCAUGGCGUUGUUGGCGGUGUCGAUGUGGCUACCUCGGUCGCAAACGUUCAGCAGCAACAGCAACCUGUACAUAGUCUACACCAACCACACCUUUCGCAACCUACCGGAGCGCAACCACCUCAACAGCCACCCCAAAUGUCCGCCAUGCAGCAGCAAAUGCAACAGCAGCAGCAGCAGCAGAUGCUAACGCAGCUGCAACCGGGAUCACACCUUCCGCCACCAUCUUCGGCCCAACAUCAUGCUCCCGGUGGUGGUGGUCCGCAGCAGCACCAGCAGCAGCAACCUACGAUGCAUCACAGCACACUGGCAGCGAUGCAACCGGCCACCGGACAUAGCGGUGGAAGUCUGUCGCAUUCGAUCUCGCAGCAGCUUCACUCGCCGUCAUUUAAUGACGAGAUGCUGAUGUCGCCAAGCGGCCCAAAUCAGCAUUUGCAGAGCGUGAACAACAGUAUGUCACAGCAGCAGCAACAAUCUCAACAAAUGCAGCAGCAACAGUCAAAGCAGCAGGCAAAUCAGCAGCAGCAAGGUGGUGCUGGUGGUUCAUCGCUGAACGAUCUACCCUCGAUGCAACAUGCGCAUUCUCACCAACAACAACAUGCACAUCCGCAUCAGCAGGGAGUGGUUGAGCUGCCACCGAUAUCUUCGAUUACGGAUCAGCAACAGCAGCAGCACCAUAUGCAGCACCAUCAUCAUUUACACCACCACCAUCAGCAUCAGCAGCAACAGCAGCAACAACAGCAGCAGCAGCAUCAGCAACAACAACAGCAUCACCAGCACCAUCAUCAUCAGCAACAGCAGCACCAGUCUCAGGCGCAACACCAUCAGCAGUCAGCCGGGAUGGUGGAUCCCGUUGCAGAACAGCAACAGCAUCAUCAUCACCAACAGCAGCAGCAGCAACAACAACAACAACAGUCUCAGCAGCAGCAACAACAGCAGAUGCAACAUCACCAUCAACAGCAGCAGCAGCAACAGCAGCAACAACAACAACACCACCAGCAGCAGGUGUCUGUUCCUCCAUCAUCCGAUUUCAGCUUAAUCGAUAGCUUAGCGUCGAGCAAUGCGAACGAAGCGCCCUCUAGCUUGGGACCUUCCAUGAUGGGCAAUACCGGUGGUGCUGCUUCGUCGGUGUACUCGCACGAUACUACGCUUACACCCCUGGUGCCGAGUGGUGCCGAAGUGGCCGAUGCCCGUCAGCAGCAGCAACAGCAAUCCCAUCAACAACAUCAGCAACAUUCGCUUUCGGCCGAGCAGGCUACGACCGGCAGUAGCAGUAGUAAUGAAGAAUCUCGCGACAGUAUCGUGCCUGCGCCGGCCGAAUCGAACACGGACGAGUCGAAAUCGUCCAACUCGAACUCGCUCAUGUCCGGCACAGACUUUGAGGCGCUGCAUCACCAUCAGCAGCAGCAGCAAAACUCCGGCACGGCAGGGAUGCUUGGUCUCGGUCAGGACAAUCUGCAAUCAGGUGGUGGUGGUGUGUUGGAUGACUCGUUGAAGGAUUCGUCCGCCGGCAUGGGAGACGGUGGUUCGUCGUUGUUGGAUUCGGCGAAGCAGGCGGGCGAGGAAACGCUUGGUGGAUAUCAUUCGGAUGGAAGUAUGCUGCAACCGAGUGGAAACACGGACACGUCUGCGAUGGAUCAGCAGCAACUGUUGCUGGACUCGGUGGCGUCCGAUGUGGUAGCGCCGGCUGGACUGACGGACCUACAGGCGCCUGAAGUGACGACCGCAACCAAGAGUCCCAAUGAGCCGCUUGUGCCGACAUCCACCACAACGGCGGUGAGCGACAGUACGAUAUCGCCCGGUGGCGAACCAAUCAUCUCGACGAGCAGCAGCAGCAGCAGCACCGGCCUCAUGGCUGGCGUUGGUGGACAACCAACGACCGUGACCGGUCCUUCGGCGGCGGCUACCUACGCGCAAGCGUUGAGUGGUCAGAUGCCACAAACGAUGGCCGGUUCGGCACCAGCACCUGGCUCGACAAUGUACGGAAUGCAUCAAGUCGGUGGUACGAUGAUGCAGCAGCAGCAGCAGCAGCAGCAGCAGCAACAACAGCUGCCGGGAGUGCCACCAGCCACAGUCGGAGGUGACAUGAUGGUUCCACCACCACCGCCGCCCUAUCAAACGCCACCAAUGAUGUCGCACAGCCAAGAACGGGCGGCAAUCAAACAGCAGAUGCAGGACAUGUACAAGCUCCCGAUGGCGGACAAUCAAGAGAAGAUGAUGCGCCUGCAAGAGCGGCUGGCAAUGUUGCAACAGCACGAAGCGGCAGACGGUUGCCAGGGUGUUGGCCCGCAGCCCUGUCUACUGAUGCAACCGCCCCACCCGCUGUACCCUGUCGCACCGACGAUGACGUCGGCCGCAGCAGCCGCUGCAGCAGCCAUGAUCGACAGUCCGCAGGUGACGAGCACGACGGGGCGUGGGCGCGGCCGAACACCGUCCAGCAAACCGCGUAAACCGCGUGCGAAGAAGGGUGACAAACAGGAGGCGGCAGCAGCCGGAGCAGCAACCGUCGUAGGUCAGACGGGGCUCAUCACGUCCGGUGAUGAGACUUCGCAAUCGAACGUCGUUGCACCGAUGUUCUCGACGGCAGCCGCCGCCACAGGCAUCACAACACCGACACCAACCACGCUGCUACCCGUGUCGGAAGACUCCGUGACAGCGGGCACCGGACUGCCCGAGGUUAGUCCCGAUGGCAGCAGUUUCCACGAGCUAAUGUCGCUGGAGAGCAGCGGUGGUGGAAUCGGUGGCACCGGUGGUGAUCUGUCGCAGGACAAUCUAUCCUGCACCGGAGACCUGGACACGUCCACCGAUGCCAGUGGUAAGAAAAUCAAGAAACCGCGUAAACCGCGGGAACCCAAAAAACCGGCCAAGGGUGAGGGCGGGAAGGAAUCGGCAACACCGAAGAAGGAAAGCAAAAAGAAAGAAUCGAAGGAAAGCAAGAAGAAGAAGAAGAAGAGUGUGGCGUCGAGCGACGGUGACAAUUCGCUGUCGAUGGAGGAUGAACUGCCGGACGGUGGGAUUGCUGCUGAGCUGGAGCUUUCCAAAUCCGGCACGAACACGAGCGAAACGGACGAAAACCAAUCGUUGGCUUCGCUGAUGAAUGCACAAAACUCGAACGACGCUAAUGCUGCUGCCCCGAGCAGUGCAGUAGUGACCGGCGAGAGUGGGGCGGACGAGGGCAAGGAAUCGGUGACGGCGAGCAGCGUGGUCGUCGAGUCUACGGCAAGGGAAGACACUGAUGCGACAUCUUCGAAUGUGGCUGUCGAUGGGGAAGAAGGUGGAGAAGGAGAGAAGGAUCACGAGAAGAUGGCCACAAAGGACGAGGAACAGGAAGGAGGAGAAGACGGUGGUGAGGUUGAUGGUGGAGCGGAUCAGUCGUCGUCUAAGGGUGGAGCAAUAACUACCACGACUGAAGCAACGGAGGGUGGUAGUGCUGUCCCGAUGGAAGAAGUAACGGACUUUGAUGAUAUCCCCGUAUCGAAGAUAAGCAAGAGCGAGCUCGCGAAGGAGGACGAUCCGGAAAAGAAGGACACGCCCGAUGAAAGUCUUGCCGCGGUCGAGCCGGAGGCGGAAACGCCGACCAAGAGCAAAAGCAAGAAGAGCAGUAAAAAAAGCAAAGAACCCGGCAGUUCCGAGGGUGGAAGCAGCAGCAGUAGGAAUCGUAGCCGCCCGAGCGGCGGUGGUAGCUCCUCCUCGCGCCGCAGCGGUGGCAGCAAAUCGGGCGGCGGUGGAUCGAAGAGCCGAUCGCGCCGCAGUCGCAUGAUCGUUACCGAGUCGGAUGGUGAAGGGGAUGAUUUGCUAAGCACACCGCCACCAUCGCCUCCACCGGACACGGAAGCGGACAGCUCGAAGCGCCGUUCGGCACGUAACACGCAGCGCAAAAAGUACGUCGACGAUGUGAUGUUACGCUUUUCCGACGAUGAGUCCGGAAUUAUUUCGCCAACACCUCCUACCGGCAGCCGGAAGGAUCGCCGGUCCGAUGGUGGUUCGGACCGUAAGGAGGGUUUAGCUCCGACGGACGGAUCGGUAGUGGGUGGUGCCGAAGCAGGCGGUGAAGCAGCCCCGGAUGGUUCCGUGACAGGGGGAGCUAGUGGAGAAGCUGCUGGUAGUGCCGGUACAGCCGGCGGUGAGCUGGCGACGGAUGAAAGCAAAGUGAGCACAUCGGACACCGCGAAACUGGCACCGGGUGCGACGGCAGAGCUUGGUCCCGAUGGUAAGCCAUUAGACGAUGCAUCGAAACCUAAUGCAAACUACGUGUACGUCAACACAUCGGAGGAGGAUUCGAUGGUUGUACAGUACGUGCUGGCAGUGCGUAAAGGGCGGCGGGAACUGAAACCAGAUCCUCCACCACCUCCACCGAAGGAGAAAACUCCCGAACCUGUGGAGGAGGGAGCUUCGGAAGACGCGGUCAAAAGUGAACCGAAGGAUGAUGGUGCAGAGGUAGCGGUGCCGGACGAAACCGCCCAUAAGGCAGCGGAUGUGGCAGUGAAGGAAGAAGCUAAAGAAACUCCUGCCGAGGGUGAGAAAGAGAAGGAAGAGAGCCCAGCGGUGGUGGUUGAUUCCAAGGGUGAAGAAAUGGCUGACGCUAAAAGCGAAAACAAGGACGAUACAUCUACGACCAGUGACGCAGUUCCAAUGGAUACGGAUGUAGAAGCUGCUUCCAGUACGGAAAAGAUCCCCGGGGAUGUCAGCGGUAAAAGUGCUGAAAACGAAGCAGACGCACCUGCUGCUGCCGAGACAUCCAAAGCCGAAGAGAAGAUGGAAACGGAUGAACACAGUCCAUCAGAAGGGGCCAACGAUAAACCGAGUACGGCGGAUGCUGAGCCAAAAGAAAACGAGCCUACGGAUGUAGUGAAGGAAAGCAUGGAGACGGGCGUGGAGCCGUCCAAAGCUGCAACCGAUGACACUGAUAAGGCGGAAGAAAAAGCUGCUUGUGCUCAGUCGAAUGGUGGAGACGCGUCGCAAGAAUUGUCCGCUGACCAACAAGCGGAUGCCAGCAAACAGUCGGCCGAGGAAAAAGCUGUCGGCGGCGUGGAAAAGAUGGAAGUAGACGAAGCCACUGCUGCUGAUGAUGGGGAAAGCAAGAAGCCGGAGGGCGACGUUGUCAAGCAGGAAGAAGAAUCGGAUGAAGCUAAAGCCACCACCACUGACAAGGGAGCAGAAGUGGUCAAGCAAGAGGAAGGCGCGAGUGCAGCAACGGAAGAGGAAAAGAAACCCGAGCCGGUGUUUAUCGACGUGGAAGAGUACUUCGUGAAGUAUCGCAACUUCUCCUACCUGCACUGCGAAUGGCGCACCGAGGAUGAGCUGCUGAAGGGCGACAAGCGCGUGGGUAAUAAAAUCAAGCGCUUCCUGAUGAAGCAGCAGCAGCAGCUAAAUAUUUUCGAAAGCCUGGACGAGGAACCGUUCAAUCCGGACUUUGUGGAGGUGGACCGGGUGCUGGACGUGUCGGAGCUGGUGGACGACGAGGGCAAAACGGUGAAGCACUAUCUGGUGAAGUGGAAGAGCUUGCCGUACGAGGACAGCACCUGGGAGCUGGAGGACGAUGUCGAUCAGCUGAAGAUCGAGCAGUACUACAAGUUCAACAAGAUUCCACCGAAGAGCGAGUGGAAGACGAAGAAGCGGCCGCAUCCGGACCAGUGGAAGGCGUUGCCGGAAUCGCCCAUCUUCAAGGGUGGCAACAAGCUGCGACCGUACCAGCUGGAAGGUUUGAACUGGUUGCGGUACUCCUGGUACAAGGGCAACAACUGCAUACUGGCGGACGAGAUGGGUCUCGGCAAGACGAUCCAGAGUCUCACCUUUGUAAACUCCGUGUACGAGUACGGUAUUCGCGGACCGUUUCUGGUGAUUGCGCCGCUCUCGACCAUCCCCAACUGGCAGCGCGAGUUCGAAGGGUGGACGGAGAUGAACGUGAUCGUGUACCACGGGUCGGCCACGAGCCGGCAGAUGAUACAGGACUACGAGGUGUACUAUCGCACGGAGACGGGCAAACUGAUCCGGGACAUUACCAAGUUUAACGUGCUGAUCACAACGUUCGAAAUGAUCGUGACCGACUAUCAGGAUCUGAAGAACUUUACGUGGCGCGCCUGCGUCAUAGACGAGGCGCACCGUUUGAAGAACCGAAACUGUAAGCUGCUCGAAGGGCUGCGGCAGCUAAAUCUGGAGCAUCGCGUGCUGCUUUCCGGCACCCCGCUGCAGAACAACGUGAACGAGCUGUUCUCGCUGCUCAACUUCCUCGAGCCGAGCCAGUUUGCCUGCAGCGAAGAGUUUUUGCGCGAGUUUGGCAGCCUCAAGACGGAGAGCGAGGUGUUGAAGCUGCAGGCCCUGCUGAAGCCGAUGAUGUUGCGUCGGCUGAAGGACGAUGUGGAAAAGUCACUGGCGCCCAAGGAGGAAACGAUCGUCGAGGUGGAGCUGACAAACAUACAGAAAAAGUACUACCGUGGCAUUCUGGAGCAAAACUUCUCCUUCCUCAUGAAGGGCACAACGUCCGCAAACAUUCCGAACCUGAUGAACACGAUGAUGGAGUUGCGCAAGUGCUGCAUCCAUCCGUAUCUGCUGAAUGGGGCGGAAGAUCAGAUCCAGUACGAUUACCGGCAGCAGCACGGUGAGGAUGCGGAAUCGUACUACAAAAAUCUGAUCGUAUCGUCCGGUAAGAUGGUGCUGAUCGAUAAGCUGCUGCCGAAGCUGCGCGCCAACGGGCACCGGGUGUUGAUUUUCAGCCAGAUGGUGCGUUGCCUCGACAUCCUGGAGGACUAUCUGAUGUACAAGAAGUAUCCGUUCGAGCGUAUCGAUGGGCGCAUCCGGGGCAAUCUGCGGCAGGCUGCGAUCGAUCGCUACUCGAAGCCGGAUUCGGACCGAUUCGUGUUUCUGCUGUGUACGAAGGCGGGCGGUUUGGGCAUUAACUUGACCGCAGCCGACACGGUCAUCAUCUACGACAGCGACUGGAACCCGCAGAACGAUCUGCAGGCGCAGGCCCGUUGCCAUCGUAUUGGGCAGCAAAAGAUGGUUAAGAUCUAUCGAUUGCUCUGUCGCAACACGUACGAGCGCGAGAUGUUUGACAAGGCGUCGCUAAAGCUCGGGCUGGACAAGGCGGUGCUGCAGAGCAUGAACACGGGCCAGAACAAGGACGGUACGCAGCGCCAGCUGUCGAAGAAGGAGAUUGAAGAUCUGCUGAAGAAGGGAGCGUACGGUGCCGUGAUGGAUGACGAUGCGGGCGAUAAGUUCUGCGAGGAGGACAUCGAUUCGAUCCUGUUGCGCCGCACGCAGAUCAUUACGAUGGAAAGCGAAAAGGGGUCGACCUUCUCGAAGGCAUCGUUUGCUGCGUCGGCCAACCGGAGCGAUAUCAACAUCGACGAUCCGGACUUUUGGAACAAAUGGGCGAAGAAGGCGGAAAUCGAUCCGACCGCUUGCGAGAAGGACGAGACGGAAGAUUUGGUCAUUGCGGAACCGCGCCGCCGUACGCAAAUCAAGCGUUACGGGCACGAUGACGGUGUGAUGGACAUCUCGGACGAAUCGUCCGGCGAGCAGGGCAGCGACGGUGAGGAGGGUGGAAUCGGGCUGAAAACGCGCAGCAAGCGGACGCGUGGCGCGAAGGAGCGCAAGAAGCUGCAGCAACAGAUGCAGCACGACGAUUAUGUGCCGCGCGAUCGUGAAACGCUUGCGGUGCUCGGUGCCGACGAGGUGUCGUACGGCAACUGGGCACGGUCGGAGUGUUUCAAGGUCGAGAAGGGAUUGCUCUCGCAUGGUUGGGCUCGUUGGACGGAAAUUCUCGAACAGGGACAAUUCAAGCGUGGCUGGCGAGAGCAAGACGUAGAGGAUUGUGCACGUGUGAUUCUGCUGUACUGUCUGGAGCGUUAUCAGGGUGAUGAAAAGAUCAAAAACUUCAUCUGGGACUUGAUUACACCGAACGAAGGUGGUGAGCAGCGUGAAAUUGCACGCAAUCACAGCGGUUUGCACAAUCUAGUGCCGAGAGGACGCAAUGCAAAGGGACGUAAAUCAUCGUCAGCGUGUACUACACCGAAGCGCGAACCGUCCAAUUCCACCGCUACGGGAAGUAACGGUGGUGGUGGUGGUUCGCCAGUAGUAGCCCAACCGGCGGCUGCUGCUGCUGCUGGUUCGACCACACCACAAUGCAGUGCGGCGGCGGCGGCUGACGCAAACGAAGAUGCAUCCUCCAACUCGUCCGGCACGAAGGCGGAAAAAUCGGCCAAAUCUGGCUCGGACACGGGCGGCACAACGACACCGGUCUCCGAUCCGCACCACUGGAGCAAGGACGAAAAAUACGACACCGAGACGCUGCUCGACAUCAACUACAAGAAGCAUCUUACCAGACACGCAAACAAAGUGUUGCUGCGCGUUCGUAUGUUGUACUACAUAAAGCACGAGGUGCUCGGCGAUUUGGUUAACCAAAUCAACGAAGGUGCCAAUGCCAGCGAUCUCCCAAUUCGGCCACCGCCUACGCCCGAUCAGCUGCCGUGCUCAUGGUGGAAUCCAAAUUGUUGCGAUCGAAGUUUGUUGGUGGGAACGUACAAACAUGGCUGCGAAAACUACCGUGGGAUGCGGGCGGAUCCGAUGCUCUGCUUCCAGAGCCACUGCGGUCCCGGUGAUGGCACCAUCGAAGAGGCGACGAUUGUCAAAGAAAAUGAUGAUGACGCAAACUCGAAGCUGGGCGACAACGAGGAAGAUCCGGAAGAUGGUGUUCCAUCGGAAACGACCCCCCGAUCGGCAUCGGUCGGUAUCGAGUCAAAGGACGAUGAUGAAGAAUCCACAGUUGGAACGGCUAGUGCGGCACCGACACCGGCCCCAUCGGACAUGAAUCCCGAGCUGGCCUGGCCAUCGAUGCAGGAUCUAAACACCCGGUUACGGCGCGUCAUCACCUCGUACCAGCGCAACUACAAGAAGGAGGAGCUGAAGCAGCAGCAGAAGGCGAAGCUACAGACGAUUGUGCCCCCACCCGGCACACCGACCCUUUCCGGUCAAACGUCCUCAUCACCAUCAACGCCCUCAACAACACCUGGCCCCAUGAUCAUCACGCCAUCACAGCAACAAGGACAGCAGCUGACAGCGUUGCAGCAGCAGCAGCAGCAACAACAGCAACAAGUCGUCGCCGGUCAGAUUGUCGGCGGAGGUUCAGCAAUGGUGGUGGGCGGCUUAAACCAUCCUUCGGCCACGGGGGGUGGUGGUGGGCCCGCCGGGGCAAACGCCGGUAGUCUUGUUGGACUAGGCGGGUCCGCCACCGGGCCCCAGGGUAAAGCGGGCGCACAGCAGCCAAUAGCUUCAACCAGCGGUAACGGUGGUGCUGGUGGUCUGCAAGCACCCACGGCUGGUAUGCCGACGGCGGCUGACUUUAGUCUGAUGCUUAGCCUGGGCCUCGGUCUGAAUCCGGCCGAUCCGAAUCAGCUGGCGAACAUAGAUCUUCAGAAACUAGCAAUGUAUUUGAAAAUGGAACGUCGCGAGAAAAAUGAGCAGGUUAUGCGUGAACGAGAACGUGUCCGGUUGGAUCAGAUACCGAAGAGAUGGACCCGUCGCGAGGAAAACGAAUUCAUCCGCGUCCUUACCGGGUAUGGUAUCGAUCUGCAACCCAACACGACCGUCCCUACUCCCGACUGGAGCCGCUUCAAGGUGUUCGCCAAGCUGGACAAGAAGACGGACGAAAAUUUGAGCGACUUUUAUAAGGUGUUCAUUGCGAUGUGCAAACGGCAGGCGGGCGUUAAGCUAAGCGACGACGAGAAAGGGCUCGAGGGUCUCGUGGACGACGUUACGGAAGAUCAUGCCAAGCUGAUACUGGACCGGCUGGAGCUGUUGUCGAAGGCGCGCCAGAUAGUGAAACAUCCCAAGCUGGAGGAAAACAUUCGUCUGUGCGAAAAUAAUCUCGACACGCCCGACUGGUGGAUACCGGGACGGCACGAUCGGGAGCUGUUGCGUGCCGUGCUGAAGUAUGGUAUCUAUCGGUCGGAACAGCUGAUUCUGGCGGACUCCGACUUUCCCUUCUACGAGGCGGCUAAGAAGUAUCUGCAGCAGCUAGAGAUGCAAAUUCAGCUGCAAAACCAGCAGCUGCUCAAGAUGCAAGCAGAGGCUGCAGCGAAGGCCGAUGCAGUGGCUGCUAAGAAGGCGGCACCGCCGUCGGAGGUAGUUACCACACCGGAGAAGGUUAGGAACGCUGAUUUGCCCGUCAAGCAGGAAAAGGAUACCAUCGUGCCGGCGGCUACUGCUGCGAUGGAGGUUGAUGGAGAGAAGGCGGUAGUCGGGGAUGUGAUGCCGAAGGUGGAGACGCCGGUUGUGGCACCUGCUUCACCUGUCAAGGUUGAGGUUGAUGAAGCUGCUGAAGCAGUUGAUUCGGCGACAAGUGCUAAAUCGCUGACGGAAACUGCGCCAUCUGUUGAGAGUCCGGAAAAAGAAACUCUGGCAUCGGUAGGAAGUCCAAAGAUGGUGGAGAACGCUUUGCAGGAAAGUUCCGAGCCCUCGAAAGAACAAAAAAUGGAAACGGAGAACGAAACUGCCGAGAAAGACGCUACGCCGAAGGUUUCGGAAACCGAGCCUGCAGAGAAGGACGUGUCGCCUGAGGUAGCAGCGGAACCUGCUUCCGAAAAAGAAAGCGUUGAAGAAAAACCUGCAGCUCCGACUGCUAGUUCUCCUGCUAAGCUGGACGGUGGCGAUGCUGAGGUGAAGGAAGAUGCAAAGGUAGACGAAGAAGCUGUUAAAGAACCAUCAACCGUACCAGCGAUCGAUUCGGUAGAAAAGUCUCCAGAGGAGAAGCAAACCGAUGAAACAGGCACAUCAGAAAUCACCGAAAAGCAGGAAGAACAGACUGAAAAGACCACCAAGGACGUUCCGGUCGAAGCUGAGAAGGAAUCUACAAUGGAGGAAAACGGAAGCGAUAAACCAGAACAGCCGGAAGCUGUUGUCGCUGGUGAUGAUGAGAAAAUGGAAGUCGACGCUAGUGAUGCUAAGGACAAGGAAACGACAGAAGUACCGCCGAAGGAAACGGAAGCGAAGGAACCUGUUGUGGAAGCUGUCGCCGAGACGAAACCGGAGCAAGCUGUUGUUGACACCAGCAGCAGCAGCAAGGAUUCCGUUCCGGAUAAGGAGGAUCCGCAAGCUAAGGAGGCAGAGGUUGAAAAGAUGGAGACGACUACCGCGGCGGUAGCAGAAGCUGAUGAUAAAUCGAACGGGAAAGAAUCAGAUACUGCGGACGCCGUCCCCGUGCCUGCAGCUGCUGCUGAUGAGGCUAUGGAGGUAGACGAACCAACGGCAACCACGGAAAAGAAGGACGAGAAAACUGCCGACGACUCGCCAAAACCGGAAGUGCAAAAGGAGGAGGAGAGCGUUAAACAACCCGCGGAAGAACCAACACCAAUGGAGCCCAGCUCGCCCGGUAGUGAUUCGAACAAAACGGACGAUGAAAAGAAAUCUGAAGUUAUUGUAACGCCGCCGCCGCCGCCGGCCCAGUCACCGAAGUCUCCGAAGCCAGAGCCAGAAGUGGACUCGUCAAAGGUUGCGAUCGAAGAAAAGGAUAAGCAGGAGGAAACUGUUGCCGAGUCCGUGAAAGAACCCGAGGCUGAGGUUGCAAGUGAAGCGAUGGAAGUUGUCAAGGAAACGGCCCUCGAAAAGGAAAAGCCAGAAACGGAGGAAGCAGCCGGCAAGGUUGCAGAAUCUUCUCCUAAGCCAGAGGCAAAGGUCGGAGCACCGGAAGCAGAAACAGCUGCUGCUGCUGCUGCUCGUUCGUCACCGGUUAAGGAGGUGAAAGAUGAUGAGCCGAUCUCGGUUACCGAUCAGGAGAAGAAGCCAACGGAAGCAGAAUCUGAGAAGGAAAAGGAUGCUGAAGCUGUAGAGAAGCCAGCUGGAAAUAUCGCCGAAAAAGCGGUGAAGCAAGAGGCGGAAGUAGCGGUCGAACCUGCUGCGGUUGUAGCUGAAAAGGGCAGCGACGGUGUGGUUGCGGUGGUAACUCCGGCGGCCGCCGAUGAUGCCAAGACGGAAGAGGCACCGAAGAAACAACCGGUCGCACGUUCACCAUCGCCAGACGUUAUCAUUGUGGAGGAGAAGAAACCGAUCGAGGUGAAAGCGGCGAUCGUGAAUCUGACCGAUGAGGAACGUUGCUCGCAGCAAACCGCUGCGCUGAAGGCACGCUUCCCGGAUCUGGAAGUGUUCCAGCCGCUGAUGAAACUGAAGCAGCUGGACAGCAGCCUCACAAAGGAGGAUCUAAAGAAUAUGAGCAAGUUUGCCAGCAUGAUCGACACCUCGAUGAUCGUAAAGUGGUUCCGCGAUUUUGCGCUGGAGCGUCGCGUCGGUCACAUCAUCUACUGCGUGGAGCAUGGCGAGUGGCCGGUGGGCAAAUCGUACUCGGCCUACACGGGCUGUCUCGGUAUCGAUCUGGACAUCCCGCUGUACGAAACGAUCAAGCGCAUCAUCCCGGUGAACGAUGAUGUGCGCCGGUCGGCAUCGAGCACACCGGACGUCAUUACGAUCACGACCGACCAUCAGAAUGCGAAGCAGAUCAGCAAUCAGGCUGCGGCCAUCCAGCAGCAGCAGGUCGGUGGUGGUGGUGGUAUUGCAUCGGCCGGUGGAAAUAUGAGCGCUAGUGGUAGUGGUGGCAGCAGUGGCAUGCUCGGAGCGACAGCGGCAUCAUCGUCCUCGGCGGGGGCAAUGAACCAUCAGUCGAUGUCGGUGGCGGCGGCGGCACAUGCCGCAGCGGCAGCUCAUGCGGCAGCCGCGGCCGCAGCUGCUGGCGUGACGGUACCGCCCGCAAGUAAGAAACGCAAACGCCACAUUGCUAUCGAUGUUGAAACCGAGCGAGCGAAAUUGCAUGCGCUGCUGAAUAAUACACAGAGUCCAGUUCCAACUGGAAAGGCGCAGCCUUCGCACACAUCUACAUCGAACAGCGGUGCUGGAGGUGGUCUGCAGUGGAACGAUGAUGACGUCCAGGAGGUGGUCAGCAGCAGAUCCAAUGCGCGCGGCGGUGGAUCGAACAGUGCAAACUCGAACGUGCUGCAACCGCCUCCGGCGCAUCAGCACGGCCCACGCAACCAGAUGUCGUACCCGAAGCCCCAGCUCAUUCCCGGUACAUCCAGCACACUAACACCAAUCGAUCUGUCCUCGAGCUACAGCCUACCGAAGGUUAACAUUGCCGAUAUGAUCAAAAGCAGCAGCGGAAUGGGCGGUGGUCCGAUGGAUCUCAGCGAGGUGCAGGACUUUUCGAUUGGCAAAAACAAAAAGUCCUCCAGCAGUCAGCAGCUGCCGAGCGGUAUCAGCAUAACGAGCGCUAGCGGUCCCGCAUCCAGCCUGAUGCUGGGUCACCAUCAUCAGCAGCAGCAUCAGCAGUCGCCCUCGGCAGCGGUGGCUGCGGCAGCGGCUGCCGGUAAGGGCAAGCUGAACGAUAUGCUUUCGAAGCUCAUGAAGAAAAACAACGUGAGCGUACCGAUCGAAGAACCGCCGCUCGGGAAGGAGAAGAAGCGUCGCAAGCUGGAUGAGAUCGUGCUCGGGCUGUCGGCCGCGAAGGAGCAUAAAACCAUUUUCGGUGAUCCGACACCGCCCGGCGGAAGCUUCUCCGGCAGCUCGAUGAAAAAGCCGCAAAUACCACCGUCGGUUUCGGUAACGCCGGCGAGCGCACCGACGUCCGCUAGCCAGCAGCCGCCCCAGAAACCGUUCACCAUUACCGUCACGAGCGUGCCGGGCAAUCCGAAGGGCGGCGGCAGCAACCAGGGCUCGUCGUCGUCCGGCGUGGGAGGUUCGGCGUCGAGCAGUGGAGCUAGUGCGGCCGCAGCAAGCAUGCAGGCAGCGCUGCAAGGCAUGUCCGGGAUGGGCAGCGCCAUGUCGACGAAGGACAGCCUUAAUGCACUGUUUGCGCAGGCCGCCCAGGUGGAGCAACAGUCGUUCUUGAAGCAACAGCAGAAACUGAUCCAAUCGCUACCGGCCAACUCACCGCAGCGCAAAGCUUACGAAGCUAUGUUUGCGGAAAUGAAGCAGGCAGCCGAGCUGAGCUCGAAGCUUGGUCAGUACGGCAGUGCGCACGAUGCGAAGGUGAACAAGUGGCUCGCAGAACAGACGGCCGCACUGACGGAGCAGGCGAUGGGCAUGGACUAUCUGUCCCGGUCUCGAUCGCGGGGCGGUUCGUCGGCGCAAAAUUCACCACAAGGUGGCGGCGGAUCGAGCUCACGUUCGACGCGAGGCUCUGCUAACAGUCUGCAACAGCAGCAACAACAGCAGCAGCAACAACAACAUCAUCACCAACAGCAGCAGCAGCAACAUCAGCAGCAACAACAGCAGCAGCAGGCGGACAGCAAUCCGAUGGCAUUCAACUGGAAGAACUUAACCGGCGAUGAGUACGUUGCCGUCAUCAACAAGAUCAACGGCAAACGGUUGACGGGCAAUAAGGCACCGCAGCUAAAGCGACUCACGCAAUGGUUGGCCGACAAUCCGGCGUACGAGAUCGAUCCGAAGUGGGCCGAAUCAAUAACGCUCCCCGGAGGGCCAGCCACCAUAGCAUCCGCCAAGAGUUCCGAGGGCGGUUCAACCGCGAAGCAAAUGCGGGGGGCAGCAAACGCGAAUCAGUACGGUUCCGCGAGCGCUGGUCAACAAUCGUCGGCAUCCGGUUCGGCGUCAUCCUCAUCCUCGAAGAAACACGCGCAGAGCAGUAAUAAUGCUGCGGCGGCAGCAGCAGCAGCAGCGGCCGCUGCCAGCAUGCAAUUCCCGGGACUGGCCGGACUUAACGCGAAUCUGCUGUCAAGCAUUCCCGGCCUAGGUAGCUUCGAUCCGAAGAACAACCCGCUGCUAAUGCCGUUCGGUGGCAUGCCGGGACUGGCCGGGCUCGGUGGGCUCGGUAACUUGGGCAACAUGAAUCUCUUCUCGAAUCUGGCCGGACUCGGCGGACUGUCCGGUGCGGCGGGUGGUGGAAUGGACGCGCAAAGUCUAGCCGCCAUGAUGGCGGCUGCUGGGCUUGAUCCCACGGCGGCCCUCGGUGCGGCGGCAGCAGCAGCGGCCGCUGCAGCCGGUGGAGGAACCCCUACCAAGGGCGGCAGUACUGGCAGUAAAUCGCGCGGAAAAUCAUCCUCAUCGCAGCAGUCGUCCGCUGUUAACGAUGGUGCUGGCACGUCUUCCUCUGGAUCGGGUUCGGGACAGCAAGGAAGUGGCGGUUCGUCGUCGAAGAACCAGCAGCAGCAACAGGCAGCCGCCGCAGCUGCUGCAGCAGCUGCCGCCAACAGUCAGUUCCCGUUCUUCUUCCCCAAUCCGGGUUUGCUGUACACACCGCUCGGGCUUGGGGGGCUCAACCCGUACGGAUUGCCUGGGGUGAGCGGUACAACGACCGGCACGUCCUCCUCCACAACCACCUCGAGACAGUCGCAAUCGAGCAAGCAGAAUUCGCGCGGUAUGGGAUCCGGCGGAGGCUCAUCUCAAUCGGCAUCCUCACCGGGCGGCAGUGGUAAGGGUGGACGCGGUUCAUCCGGCUUAACCCAGCAACAACAGCAGCAGCAAGCCGCCGCAGUAGCAGCCGUACAUCAGCAAGCUGCCCGCGAAGCGGCACAGCUUCAACAGCUGCUUCUACCGCACGACACGCAUCUGCUCGAGUCGCUCACACGAUCCGCCGGGCUGGACAUAUCAGCUGCGGCAGCGGCUGCUGCUGCGGCGGCCGCCGCAGGCCAGGGAAGCGGCGGUGGCAGCAACAGUCGUGGCGGCGGAGGAGGCGGCUCAUCAUCGAGCGCCUCGGAAAAGCAGCGAGCGCGGGAAAGUGCUGCAGCACAGCAGGCGAACAAGCAGGCGCUAGAGAAGCUCGAGCGGGAGCGACGUAAAAUACUCGAAACGCUUACGGCCGGCGGUUUCCCGGCGGAUUUGGCGGCAAUGCAGGCUGCAUUCAGUGCGACCGGCAAGAUGCCUUCCCAUUCAUCCUCUUCGAAGGGUAGCAGCGGCAGUUCGGCCUCCGCACAGGCAGCCGCAGCGGCCGCAGCGAUGGCGGCAAUGUCAUCCAAAGACAUGCAGCUACCGAUACCGCCCGAGUUCAGCCAGGCCCUGUUUGCCGGUAUGGCGGCGCACGCCCUUUCCGCCUCGGCCGGUGGAAACAGUGGGGGUGGUGGCGGGGCAGGCGGAUCGAGUGGCAGCGGUCGAUCAUCGUCACCGUCGGCGGCUAAGAAGGCGCGCGAUCACCAGCAGCAGGACCUGAAGGAUGCGUUCGAGCAGCUGAGCAAAAAUCCGAUCGAGCUGCUUGCCCGCAGUCUCGGUGUUGGGCCAGCCAUUUCGCUCAUUCCGACCUCGUCGUCUUCCUCGUCGCCCACCUCGUCCGUUUCCGAAUCGAAGCGAGCGCGGCAGGAAGCGGCACAGCUGCAGCAUCACCUUGCCAAGCUCGACGCGAAAGCACUGCUGAUGGGAGCGGCGGGUGCGCAAGAUGAGCUGAAGCCUUCCUCUCGCUCGAGUCGUUCCUCUAGCUCGGCAGUGGGAGGAGGAGUAGCGUCUGGUUCGGAAUCGUCUGCAGCGGCACUGCUAGGGUUGGACAAGGUUACGUUAACACCGGUCGCUGCGGCUAGUAUCGCUGCUUCGCUUCCUUCGCAAACCACCAUCUCGUUGGCACCGUCCCCACUCCCCGGUGGAUCGUCAUCCUCGUCGCUGAACCUUAGCUCGAAGAGUCCGGCACUGUCAAGCUCAUCGUCCUCAUCGGAACAGCAGCGCGACCGGGAGCGAGACCAUCAUCACCGGGAGCGGGAGCGCGAACGGGAACGCAGCGAGCGUCACGAACGACACGAGCGGGACCGGCUCGAGCGGAUGGAACGGCGGGAGCGAGACGAACGUGCGGUCGCAGCCGCUGCCGCAGCGAUGGCCGCCGAACGGUUAGAACGAACCGCGGAACGUAGCCUCCGCUCGUCGGUGGACAGUAGCAGCAUUGCGGCCGAUCUUAGCCGUGCAGCUGCUGCCGGUCUCUCCGUUUCGCUCGCCACGCCUGCAGGGGGCGGCGGAUCAUCCGGAUCUGCUUCCUCCUCCCUCAGCACAACGCUAUCGCUCACGGCGUUAGCAGCCGGUGGCAGUCCACAGAAUCUAUCGUCAAGCACUGGCGGUGGUGGCGGUGGUUCCGGUGCAGCGAUUGUGCCGCCUCCUUCGGGAGAAGGAGGAACUAGUGGCACCACGUCAAGUGGUAGCGGAGGUGGAGGAGGCGCAGGUAGCGGUGGCGGCGGCCAUGAUAUGGACCUGGAAGACUUGAUCGCUCCCUCGAAGCUGUCGAAAUCGAGCGGCGGUGUGCUGAACGACGAGGAGGUUGAUCCGCAAAAGCAGAUCAUGCUGCUGAAGCAGAAGCAAAAGCUGCUGCAGCAGGAACACCUCAAGAAGGUGCACGAAGCCCAGGAGGCGCAGCGUUUGAUUGAGCAGCAGCGCAUCUUGGCGUCGGCUGCGGCCGCAGCAGCAGCCGCUGCAGCAACGAAACACCACAACAGUGGAGAUGAUCCGGCGGAGCGUACAACAGCAGCAGCUCCAGGUGGAUCCGCCAGCAAGGACGAGGAGGAUGGUGGUGGUCACCCGGUGAAACGACGCCGGGAAGAAAGUCACGACCGGCUGGCCGCCGAUGAGGAUGUGGAUAAAGAUGUGCCGGAGCUGUCGCAAGACGAUGGCACGAAACGGGUCCGGGAAGAAAGGCCACCGUCAAGCGCGAGCAAUAUGGCGGACCGUCAUCACCUUCAUCAUUCUGAGGCCGCCGCCGCCGCUUCCCGAUCGUACGACGAUGAUCACGAGAUGAUGCUAAAAGCUGCCGCUGGGACUUCCGAGUCCGAUCAUGAGGUAGCGGCGGGUGGUGGUGCGUCCCAUCACCACCAGGACGAGGAUCGCCGCCGAACCUCGCGUCGUCAUCAGUCGUCGUCCUCCGCACACCACCACCAGCUGAUGGACGGUGGCAGUGGCGCCGUCUCGGGUGCAGAGGACGAAGCGAACCGUUCGGAGUCGGAGAAAUCCAUCCCGGAAACAUCGUCGUCCGCCCGCAAGUCGACCCGUUCGAGCACGGAUGCGGCCAACUCGAGCGGUUGCGAGUUGACCGGUUCCACCUCCUCGCUGCUGGCAGGCGGCGGCUCGUCUGCCGGCACAACAACACCGUCCGGUGGACGCCGCACGACCCGCAGCAAGCGGCCCCGCAGCGGGGAGGACCUGGAGUCGGCGCUCGGUGUGCCGGAACGGAAGCGCGAGCUGCGAUCGAGCGCCGGACGGCAAGCGGCGGCAGCUGCGGCACGGAUGGCAGCGGAAGCGAAAGCGGCCGCCGCGGCAGCAGCUGCAGCGGCCGCCUUCUCCGACAGCAGCAGCCCCGGAUCGUUGAAUCUGUCCAAGGACCAACAGCAGCAGCACGAUUCCGACAAGGACGAUCAACCGAUUUGACUAAAAAUUAAUAAAUGACGCUUAUAAAUGUAGUUGUGUAGUAGUGAGAGCGAGAGAGAGAAGAGGUGGUGCGCACACAGUGGAAAUGUGUUGUAGUUUGAGGAGGAUAGUAUAGUAGAAGGAACUCCGGUAAUCUUCUAGAGAGAGAGCGAGAGAGAGAGAGAGAGCGAGCGAAUGUGUAAAAGAAAUAGAAAGGUAAUAGGUGUAGAAAUUAGUUUGUUAAGCAACAAAAGUAGCAGAGUUUUGUGGAGGAAGAACACAAGGGACGGUACUGAUAUUACGGCGGCACCACACUACCACCACCACCACCAACAACACCCCUGAUCAAGACACGACACAACGCCAAAACGGUGGGGAAGUAAAGCAUGAGAAUGCUCUGGUGCGUUUAAAACGCGCGUGUGUAUCGUUAGGGCUUCUAUUGUAUCGUGUGUUUGUGUGUGUGUGUGUGUUGAGCAUAUUCGACAACCUGGUGUCCUGUGUCAUAAGGAAUUCACCGGAUCCUUCCAUUUUGUGGGCGGAAGGGCACGGUGUGUGGCGCUCGGUUGUGAGACCAAGCUUGUUUAUGCUCCAGCGAAUGACGCACGAGAGCCGCCGGUAUUAGUAUAGGCGCGAGCACCCACACACACACACGCUUUAAGUGUUGUGUGUGCGUGUGUGCGUGUGUGUGUGGCCUCAUCUUGUGGGAUUAUCGUGCGCCUCUGGGUCAUUCGUGAUGCGGACCAUAAAUCUUAAUGGGGGGAGGGGAAAAUAAAAUGGAGGUAAUGUUCUAAGAACUUACAGCUUACUGACACGGGAAAGCGGAAGUAGAAUUGCGCUACAGUGAAACAACACACCGUACAAUAAUGCUCAAAAAAUGUAUUUGGCACAACACAACACAAUCAAGCAAACAGGAACUGACUUGACGACGCAUCUACAAAGAGCAUGCAGACGGUGUUUGAACGGGUUGACUAAACACAAACGAAAACAAAAUGGAAGAAGAGAAGACCUUUUUUGUUCACCAAUACAGUGACAGAAAAGAAGCGGGCGCGUUGUGUGUGUGUGUUGGCGGCGUGUGUGUGUGUGUGUGGUAUCGUCGUAUGUAUAAUCAAAGUAAGCUAUAGACGUGUUUAGUAACGUAAACCAUAGCAACACACUCUCACACACACACACACAGGGGAGUGUAGUGUAAAGAUGAAAGCCACUUACUAUGAGAAUUUUCAACAGCAAGAAGAGGGGGAAGGGAAGUGUUAGGGAAGAAGAUAUUUGUUUUUCCACACACACACACCUUUUUGUUUUUGCUCUUCUAUUUUUACAACACACACACACACACUAUUGGAUCGGAGGAAAAACAUACUACAAAACAAAACGAAAAAAAAUGGAAACGUUUUAAAUAAUAAUUAUAAUUAUUUAUUUUUGACAUUAUUCUGUUUUUAGACUCAUUAUGCAAUUAGUGUAGAGUAUAUAUAAAUAUACAUCAAUACAUAUAUAAAGUAAAGUCGCGCCGGUAGUUAGAUGGGGGGGGACUUACAGUUGGUUUGAUUGGUUAGAAAAGAGGAGUAGAAGAUUAGAGAGUGAGAGAGUGAGCGAGAGUGAGCGAGAGUGAGAGUGGGGAGGGCAGAAUACCCAGCACACACUCACACACACACAUGAAUCGUUUAUUUCCCCCAAUCUGCUGUUGUUUGCUGCUGCUGCUGCUGCUUACCUAGUAGGCGAAUAAAGAAGGGGAGAAAAUCGUCCAUAGUCGUGUGAGGGUGUGUGUGUGUGUGUGUGUGGUUUUGAAGGGGAAGGAGGGGGAAAACGAAGGGGGGAGGAGGGGGGGAAACUGUUCUUGUACAUAGAAAUUACACAUACCUGAGACACACUCUCUUAAUCUCAUCCUCAUUUUCCUUCGCGGGCUUUGGCCGGUGCGACGUUUGACCCCGGGCGGCUGGGGAAAUGGGGAGAGGGGAAAUGGAAAAGUAUAAAUUAAUAGGAAAAAAACAAACACUUGCAAACACUCUUUACGACGUUUUUAUUAAGACUUAAAACAAAACAAACAAAAGCAGCAAGUAAAAACAAUGGUCGACAAUUGUGUUGCGUGUUGGGCGUGUGUAAAGGAAAAGUUAAAAUUAAAGAAAAAAAAAUCGAAGAACCUGUAACUGUAGUAAAACGGAUGUGUAGGAGAUGGAAAAAAGAAAAACACAAACACACACAUACUAAACAGACAAACCUCUAAUAACAAACUUACUCUUUAUUCAAAUGCAAAACAAAUCAAGCAAACAAAAACGAAGAAGAAGAAAACCCCCGCCCCAAAAAAACAAGGAGCAAAAACAAAGGGCAGUAGAAAAGUGACAGGGAUGAAGAGAGAAGAGAAUGACGAGAAAGGUAUGAGGAGUGGAGUAGGAGAAAGGCAGGGGAGGGGUGUACGUGCGUGUGUGUGUGUGUGUAUGACGAUAUACACCACAUCCGCGCGCUUGUGUAUGACGAUUGUUUGGUUUGAAGAAGAAAAGUGAUAAUAAAUCUGAUCGAAAAUGUGA
Messenger RNA from Anopheles stephensi (Asian malaria mosquito), 26031 nucleotides. RefSeq lists its product as uncharacterized. Gene Ontology annotation, molecular function: ATP binding; DNA binding; histone binding. The transcript has 19 exons. Lineage: Eukaryota; Metazoa; Arthropoda; Insecta; Diptera; Culicidae. Gene Ontology annotation, biological process: chromatin remodeling; regulation of gene expression. Gene Ontology annotation, cellular component: nucleus; chromatin. The coding region runs from base 3074 to 23536 and encodes 6820 amino acids. The record is from RefSeq and is a predicted model, not a curated record.